AUGUACCCUCUCGACCUUGAACCCUUCACUGCUGGUAGCCACUGCGCUGUGGCUAUUUGCCUCGGGGAGACUCCUCUUGUUGACCCAGACAACGUCUGCGAUCUAGUCAAGUCUCUCCAGCAGAAGUUCAACGACAUGGCCUUCCUUAUUUGUGACGAGAUCCACAAGUACGAGAUGAUGAUACCACGAAACAUGACUAUUAUGAGAGCUCAACGACUGGCCAUCAAGAAGGGCGAUGACAUGAAUGCGAUUCUCAGCAGCGCAUUUGAGCGCCUUAAGCAAAAUGGUGAGCUAUCAGCCAACUUAACUAUCCUGCGCUGGUCUCAGAUCGAAGAUCAGGACUAUCAGAAGGUUCACGACAUCAUGUACCAAUACCGGAAAAACUUUGAGGAGGAGCUCCGCGUAAGCUCUGGGUUCUACAUCAAGCGUCGCUUGGCUGUCGCUACCUUGACUGAGGAACGGCUUGAGAACUUUACGAAAUACACCCUAGCCGAGCUUCCUGUCCAGCUCAUGGGGUUCAACUACGACAAUCGCCAGUACACCACCAUUUUCCAUCCAGUCUACCCCCGGAAGAAUCCUGACGGAUCAGUGGGUAAUGCCAACUCCUCGUAUGUUUCACCGAUAGACACUGUCGUGCAAACCUACCGCAACAAUCCUGAUGUCGCGCGAGACAUCUCUAGCUCGGUCCCGCAUAUGACUGCUGGCAAGGUGACACGGGUAUUCUUUGAUAGACCUGUUCGACAGGAAGUGCAGGAGAAGCCUUGCGCCAAUGGUCUGGAUACGUCUUUGGUGGAGGCCGCAGUCAUCUCUUGAAGUUGGAGAUAGGUCUGAUAGAUAUUUGGCAAAGCACGGUUACAUGACAGGCUCGAAGCAUAUCCAUCUCAGAUAAUGUAUGGCAAUAUCUUCCAGAGCUUUAGGCAAAUACACA
Fusarium verticillioides 7600 is the source of this 928-nucleotide messenger RNA. RefSeq lists its product as hypothetical. Gene Ontology annotation, molecular function: aminoacyltransferase activity. The transcript has a single exon. The coding region runs from base 1 to 813 and encodes 270 amino acids. The record is from RefSeq and is a predicted model, not a curated record. Lineage: Eukaryota; Fungi; Ascomycota; Sordariomycetes; Hypocreales; Nectriaceae.